AUUUUUUUGACGUUGGCAGAGGAAUUAAAGUAGCCCUAGAGUGGUCAUAUUUAUGCACAGAGCAACGGGACUGGAGUACUUUGACGCUCAACUGUCAUUUCACUGUUCAUUAGCAGUUCACGUAUGAACAUUCUAUCGCAAGAAAGACUUUUUGGUUGAUUAUCCAAGCAAAUUUGUUGUUCUCAGAUCACAGGCAUUAGAUUUCAAGAGAAAAUAGCAUUUAUCCUCAUCUUAAGGAAUGUCAUACAAUCCGCAUAAUAUACAGAAAGUUUCUUCAGGUCUUCAAGUAUUAUUGUUUCUGAAUCAUCUUUUUAUCACGAGCAAGGAAUCUCAUUCUAAUAAUUGCCACUAUAUUUAUAUGAAGCAUGAAACAAAUUUCAACGUUGAUUUUAAUUGCAUAUGUACACAUUCUUUGUUUUUAUCUACUUUAUUCGGCGUUUCAGGUUACCAACAGAUACCCUUAUGAAGUUGUUUGUAACAAUUUGUUUAACAGAGUUUCAGUCGCUGUCUAAUUUCAAGCCAUGGGAGUUCUGGAUAUUUCAAGUUCUGGAUAUCUCAAGUUUUAGAAAAACCAUGUUUUAAAAACCCAUUUCAUGAUCUUGACUCAGGCUUGUGAAAGCCUGUCUCUUGUCGCCUAGUCUAGUAAGCGGUACACGCAAUUUUAACAAGGCGACAUGUCUAUGUGGUUUGAUAGAAUCUCUCAUAAAAUUCCACAGAUAUCAUAUCUAACUCCACAAAUACUGUUUAUAGGUGAGGUGGUAGCAGAGUUGCCUUGAUUAUUUCUCUAUUAACAGCAAUUUGUAGCCUUUCAUCGCCAUACAACAAAACAUUAAGUAGCAUUCUGUUUGAAAAGUUGAUAGGCCAUGCGAUAAUGCACCGACACCUUUGAGAAGAUCGCGUCUAUAACAUAAAUGGAAGAACAGCAAGAAAUGAUCUGUAUCCUCAACGCCAUCAUUUAUAGAGCACAUUGGAUCAAUUGUAUCUUUGAAAUUAUAUCAAAUCUUAUGCAGGUUCAGCUUACUUCAACGAGCACGUAAGUGGGUAAGAAAGAGCUGCUAGGUGUUUUGGAACAUCGAUACUUAAUUCUGGUUUAGGAGUGGGGCAAAGUUACAGAAGCUUAUUCUUGAAAGAAGUUAUUGUAGGUAAUAAUCAAACUUCUGGGGCGAGUUUGUUAGAAGGUGUGGUAUGGAGAUGAAAGCUUGCUCUGUAACUUGCGGUUCUUGCACAUACGAAAAAUUCCUAAUGAGGCCACGAAAAGUGCAUACUUACUUUUUGUGUAUGCGUUCCCAUAGAAAUAGUAGAGCUAGAAUGCGCGCUCUAUUGUUCGCCUAUUGUUUUCUGCGUAAUACCAAUGGGCAGCAAAGAUGGUAGCAACAUGUUGGCAAAAAGCUUUUGUGGCGUACGUUGUACACAAAUAAGAAGUUAUGGACUUACCGAUUCUGCGUGGUGAUAUGAGGAGAAAAAUUUCAUGAAAACUUUCCAGCGCCAAAAUAGAAGAAGCGUUGUUGUUUUCAGGUCUCUUUGUAUGCUGUCCAAGUUUGCUUUUUGAGUUAAGCAUAUCAAAGAUAUUGUUCAUCAGAAGGACGAAGUCGCUGCUUGCUUUGCUGUCCUUAAAUUCUUGCAACCCCAGAUUUCUCAAAAAAGUUAUUGCAGAUGCCACAGAAUGGCUUAAAGUCUGUGCUGCAACACUGAUAGUAUGUCAUUUUUUGUGUUCUAUAGAGUGCAAGAACAUACUACCAAGAUAUUAUUUGUCCAGCUGGGGUACAAAAGAUCUUGAUGGUGGAAAAGGCAUUUCUUGCAAGCUUCAGCAUGUGGCAGGUAUCAAGAAUUACAAAGAUAUUUUCACUGGGGUAUGGAUAUGGAAAUAUGGAAAUAAUGUGCAAAGGUUUUUUAUAUCACAUCCAAGUUUCUCAGCCAUGCUAACAUUCUUAAGAGCACAAUCAAAGAUGACUGCAUGAACUUUAGCUUCCCUUCUAGCAAGGAGGUCAAUUGCUUCACUUAUGAGCUGUUUCAAUAUUUUUGCAUUUAGGGUUAUUUGUUAAAAAGUACCCAAUAGGGACAUACCAUGGUAUUUAUUCAGGUCAGUAGUUUUUUGCAACCACCCCCCCCCCACCCCUGCUUAUUAUAAUCCAGUAUAAAAAAACAGAAUAGGAAUGGAAAUGUUACCCCAUCUAUGGAUUUCCUCAUAAACUCAUUAAAUAAAGAGAUAUAUGGUUCCACAUAUUUAAGUACGUAUUUACUGAAAUACAUAAGAAUACGUUCAUGUCCCCCCUUCCACCAAAGUUUGUUAGGAAAUUUUGCUACAAUAUAAGAAAUUGUAGGAGAAUUUAUCUUCGGCAGCCGAGUAAAUUCACCUAUUGCACCCUCUUUGAAGAAUUAAUGCCACGAACCAUAAGAUGACUUUUAAUUUGGUUCACUGCCCUCCCGAUUUUAUGUACCUACUGUCUGUUUGUAAACAUAGUAGAAAUAUCAAUGAUGAAAAUCAUUUCGAAUAGUUAAUAAAAGUAUCAUAGAAUUUUUGGAAGAUAUUUUUUUCUAUUCAAAUUCCUAUCAAGAAUAACGAGAAACACCGUACACACAACGGGCCUACUUACUUGUAGAACGAUAUGUUUGUUUGACCGGGAAGUAAGUCUUUUAUAGGAUUCCAUCGAUUCUGGCAGCCGAAAGCAGCACACGACACUACCAUUUCUUUUAUCAAAGUUCGAUUAUCAUUCAAUGUUAGCAACAGUGCAUUAGAUUAAUUAGAAAUUCAAGCGCGUAUACGGUGACAGGGGUAGGCAAUACUGUCCGCUGUGAUUUCCCGCGUAUUUUUUUGCCAACUUGUUGCUACCAUUUUGGAUCCCCAUAGUUCGCACGCGUCACGUGAUAGACCGCGCAUUCUAGCGCUACUAUUUCUAUGUGCGUUCCCAUCUCUAUGGUCGCCCCAAUGAAAAUUGUUUCUAAGUUUUCCCGUUGUAUCCUCGUCAUGGGUAUGAGGCUACAAUCGCAGAAAAUGGCGGCAGUUAUCUCGUGGUGUUGACUCGUGCUCAGGGUAAACGAUUGCAAAAAUCCGAAAUCACUUGCUAUGCAUAUUGGAGAAUUUCUGCGCGAGGCGAAGUGCUGUAUAAGGUGUUUGCAUAGAUUAUCUGGAAAGCAUAAUAGAGCCAAUUUCGUUCUCAGAAGGGCUGAUGACGCCGAGCAUGCAAAUGUAAAACAUGGUGCAGAGUUGCUACAAAACUGUCAGCCAGUAUUGCAAGAAGAACAUAAAUCAGAAAGCUGCCCACUUUGUUUGGGAAUCCUUGGAGACAACUUUUUGAGCAGUUGUUUGAACAAAAUAGCAAAGAAAAUGUUGGAAGAUGGCUAUGACAGUGACACAUUUUCAUUGAAUGCUAUGAUUCCCAAUUCAAUAGCUAUAAGACAGCACUCAUUGUAUACAUAUGCAAAAGAGAAACUGAGAGACGAAGUAUGGAAACAGGAAGAUGUUGUUUCAGUGAAAGAUGCUUUGAAAUAUGGACUUACUGAAAAAUUAGAAGAAAAAACAAGAAAAAAGUGCGAUGUCAAGAGCGACUUGAGGGUCACUGUUGUUGCUGAUUACAUCAACGAUCGCAAGGAAGUCUCGGCCUUAAUGCAAUGUAGUAAAGGAUCAAAUUCCAGAAAAAGGAAGUAUGGUGGAAAACCUUCACAAAGUAUUUCUAGUAUUCAAACCACUCUAGAUGAGAUGAAAUCCGUGGAGACUCUUUCAAAGUAUGCAGACUGUCCUCCGCAAUUACCAACCGAAUCUUGCAGCUUGAAAGAUAUUCUUUGUUUUCAAGAAGCCAUUUACGUUGCAGGAAGGUACAAUAAAUAUUCAAGGGAAUUAAGCCAGACGCCUUGGAUAAUCGAUGGAACCAGAAAAACAGAAUCCUCAGUUCAGGAACUGAUAUGCGAUAAAAUAUUGCAAUAUUUUCGUGCGACAGAUUUAAAGUUUAUUUCGGCCGGCAGAGAAGAUGUUGACGUAAAAAUGCUUGGAUCAGGCAGACCGUUUGCCAUAGAGCUCAUUAACUCCAGAAGAACUAAAACAUCGGAAGAAGAUGUCAAGGAGCUCCAGAUCUCAAUCAAUAGUUCAACCGACAUGAUAGCUGUCAAUCGUCUGCAAAUGAUUCCAAAAAAAGAUCUUACUUUACUGAAAGAAGGCGAAGAGCACAAAAUAAAACUCUACAGAGCUACUGUCUAUGCAAAGAAUGGAGUGAGCGAUGAAAAGCUCGAAAGUCUCCAAAAUGUAAAGGAUCUUGUCAUCUCCCAAAAAACUCCCGUUCGUGUCUUGCACAGGAGACCAUUCGCAGCAAGAAGCAAGACCAUUCACUCGAUUUCAGCUGAGAGGAUCGACCAAAAUCAUUUUGCUCUUAAUCUUUCCACACAGGCAGGGACAUACAUCAAGGAAUUUGUGCAUGGCGACUUCAGACGGACGUGUCCUUCACUCGGAUCUCUUCUUGAAACAGAGGUUGAUAUUCUGGAACUUGAUGUACAGGAGGUUGAACUAGUAUGGCCGCCAGCUAAAGAAGAGGAAGAAAGAAUUUUUUGAAAGGCUGCAGCCUUUGGUAACAAGGUAUGUUCAAUAGGCUUGGCUUGAGAAACAUUUGGUAACCACAAAGGUUCGAAAGAAGCAGGAUCUUUUUCAGAAAUUGUAGCUCUAGACGAUAUCUGAAGCGUAUAGAGGUGGUAUUAAAAGACCUUCUGCAAGAUCUGAUUCAAGUGUUGUUUCUGCAAAAUAUCCAACAGCUCCCUCUGCAAGAUAUCCAACAACAAGUCCGUGCGCACGUUUGCACUUUGCUAAUGAUUUUAAACCAAGAUAUCGCACAGAAGUUUGACCUUAAAUGUAUGUUUGCGCAAGAAUUGAAAUGAAAUACUGCUGUGAUGAAACAAAGAUUAAUUAUAAUUCUCAUCUUUAUUUUAUUUGCCAUGUGGGCACGUUUCUUUAAGCAGCUCAGCCCACAGUAUGUAUUUGUCCAUUAAUUAGUUAAAAAUAGUCCUUUAUGGAUAUGACUUCUAAUCGAACAUAUAGCUAAAGACAUUUUAGUGAGAUUACAUCAUUCUUUGCUCCCUCACCCCUUUGUAUAAUUCUUAAUGACAAAAUAGCCUUUAUUUUUUGAAUAAUAGAAUUUAAGGCAAGUAGAAAUGUACAAUAUUCAAGUCUUCUCGAUCUCUGUUUGGAAUUUUUUCAAAUUUUUGUUAACUAUCAAUAAAAAUUUUGAAAUUUCAGUUUCCCCAUAUGGUUGCAUUGUCAUUUUUUAAUUUAAGUCGGUUGUAUGACAUGUGCUUUUCAGAGAGACGUAAACCCUAAAGACAUAGCUCAAAUCUUCCAGCUCAAAGCUCAAAGCUCAAAGCUACGGUUUUACAUGUGUUGCUUUUUUAAUAUCAAACUUUGUUCGUAUUCGAAAUAGGCUGUUUGAAAGGGGUAAUGAAUGUUAUUCGCUGAAAGUAAGCUUAUAUAAUUGUUCCCCAAAACUUUUGGAUGUCACAAUUCUUUCACUAACAACAAGUAGUUAGGUCAAAUUCACUACGUCUUACGAUAUAGAUGGUUUUCUUUAUUCUCAAGAUCUUUUAUACCCCCUACAUUUUCAAAUGCAAAUAAGACCGAUGUUAUGAUAACAAAUGUAAAUGUGCCUUCUUGCUCAACAUACACGCAUAAAAUUGUGGGCAGGAAAUUCAUUGUUUUUUAAAGGAUGGCAACGAAAGCUCCGGGGGGGUGGUAUGGUUUUGCGCAAAAAACGGAGAGAAAUGAGUGAUGAUUUUUUUCUGCAAUGCUUUAUGAAGCGAAAAAUGUUCAUGAUAAUAAUCUUAUGUUCAAAUGAAUAUUCUAAGGAGCGCGAGGGGGGUGCAGAAAACACCUUUCUUCAUCAAAUCGCAUUCUGACAGAAGUUGUAGCUUUUACCUGGCCAAACUGUGUAAAGCCAUCUUAAACCCUAUUUUCUUGCUGCAGGUUAAAAAGCCGUCAUCCCGUUGCCUCUUUUUUCGCAUAUUCUGAAAUCACGAAUCAAUGCGAGAGCGGUGAUGCAGUUGUGUCACUGAAACCCUAGUGACUUUCAUUGAUACUGCGAAUUUCAUUUUUUUCAGCCACAGCUGCUCACUACGUUCUCUUAUUAUUAUCCAUGUCUGUAUGGCUCAUCCAUUAGUUAUUCUGUUUGACGAAUCCAAGAAUGAAGAAUAUCUAUCCUUUUUCCAAUAUCAGAGUAGCAAUAUCCAAUGCAUCUCAAAUGUCGGGAGUAGCUGGGAUUUGCUUGAUGUCUUCUCACAUUUAUUACUAAAAUAAAAGCUUAAAGUCUUGUGAGAUUCUAGGACUUUGCACCUGGACCCAACUGGUGAAGUCACACUAUCCAAGACCGUUUUCCACAUUAUCUCCUGUUACGAAUUUAUUUCUUGUUUUCUCUUUUUGUAACGUUAAAGAAAGCUGCGUCAAUGUACUUAGUUACCCAAAAGAAUCUAGCAACCUUUGUGAUGACAAGAUGUCCCUUUAUUAUACCACUGGAAGUUAUACUUCCUUUUUUAUGGUGCAAUUAUGAAAGAAAAAUUAGGUAAAUCGAGAGUUUUCUGAUCUAAAAACAAAUAGUAAGUGACUAUACUACUGGUGCCAGCUGCAGAUGAAAACGAGAUGAAGUAAUCUUGGUUCAAACAAGUUUAUUCUAAAGUUAUCUCGAGGUCCAUUUUGAGUAUGGUUAGGGACAGAUUAUCAUACCAAGAUUGCAUUCUUUGAUUUCAAACAGUCUCAUAAUUUCGUAUACAAUGAAACCUCUUUAUAACGGCUGGCACUCAGACCAGUGUUGUAUAGAGGUGUCCGUUGUAUAGAAUCUGUCCGUUGUUGAGAGGUAUCCGUUGUAUAAAAGUGUCCGUUUAUGGAGGUUCCAUUGUAAUUAAGUAUCUAUUCCAAUAUCUUCCAUUACCUAAUUACAGCAAUAACAUACCAUAAAUAUUAUUACAGCUACAACGGCUUGUUACGCGUAAAUUUCAACGUACGCUAGAAUAACAUAAAUUUCAAUACAAAUAGAAACGUUAUUACCAGCAUAUACUAUUUUCAGCAGAAAAUGAAAAUGUUCGAAUCAACAUAAUUUUUAACAGAUUGGGUUGAAGUGGUUGGGCGUUGGUAUUGUACUUAUAUCAAGCUUCUUGAUACAAAUUUGACAACUAAGUUAAACCAUCUUUGGUCGUCUUGACUCGAUAUCAAAGCAAAUUUCUCCUAAAUUGUCAACUGUUUGAAAUAAGGACUUAAAAAUUGGAGUUCAUUUAAGAGGUAGCAUGUUUUAUUAGGCAACUCCGGGCAUUCAGUUAAAAUUCAUUGCCUAAAUUUUCCCUGCAAGCAAUUAACUGAUUUUAGGUAGAGAAGGACUGAAAGCCAAUGUUCAUAGAUGGAUCAAACAAUUCUUCCGUCUUGAUAUCCUGAUCACCUGAUUUCCCUUUUCCCUUGUACGAAUAAGGGCAGUUUGUGACUGUGUAGCCCCAUCUGUUUAUUAGCUAUUUUUUUGUAAACCAACAUUAAAUAACGUGAAUAAAAAAACGCCCUCUGGAAGCGUUAUCACUACGCCUCGCCAAAACGUGAGGUAAAAGCAUGAAAAGGGGCCAUGCUUCACCUCUUUUGGUGAUUUGAGCGUGAACAAAGUCCUUAUUUGUUCAUUCAUUGUCACCGUGUCAUAAAUAAUCCUAUGAGCGUCUCUAUCUUCUCCGCAUUAAACUCCCCCCUCCCCCGUUCUGCGUGAGUUUCUUUUUCACGAGCGUGACGUCAUUCAGACGACCAAGUGACCCCUAGCGUUUUUCUCAAAUCUUUCCAUCGUUUCCUCUGGUUUCAAAUGGUUUUGACCCUUGUACCUAGGUGGUCCAUUUGUCGUUUAAUCGAACGUUCUAUUAUGUUUACUGAUUUUGUUAAAAUUUUUAGUUUUGUUAUAUGAUAUCUUUUGUUCCCGUUAGUUUUUCUAUGUCACCACAAACGUAUAGGAACUUGGAAGCAAAGGGGCACGUCCCCGCUUUUUAUAAACAGUUGCUUCAUUCUCUUGAAUGUACACGUCCCCCCAGUACUCGAUAGGAUCAGCUUUCUAUUUUGUCUAAAUUAGACGAGAAGAUGUUGAGGGAAAGAUAAUAUUAUUGGUAACGUACUUUUUUUGAUGCAAUCCUGUGAUUUUGAAACUACCUUUAAGGAACCAAAAUUUAGUCACAGGCGUACCCUUCGGGUAAAAUUGGCGUUCUUUGUCGGUAAAAGGGCGUUCUCUGGCGGUAAUAAGGGCGUGGUCGAAAAUUUUCAUUUUUCCCGCUCAGAGUCUAAUGGCUGGUGCCACCACUGCGACCCCUCCCUCCCCCCCCCCCAUAAGCUUCCUACGUCUAUAACGUCAUGCAGAUAAGAAAAAGUAGCUUGGGAGACUAUCCGAGAAUAAGAAAUGAAAAUGUUGUCAGGGCAAUUACUACUUGUCUUCUUCCAUCUCAUCAAAGCGGAAUGACAUGUAUGCUACUAGAAAGGGUCAGAGAUCAUAACAAAACUUCAAAUCCGGGAAAGAGUAUUACUAGUAUCGCCAAAUUCCGUAGUCUGUAAGUUCCAUCCAUAUUUUCGAAUUACCAGAAUCUUUUUAAGGCCAUUUUGCUUACAUACGACUGUAGUUGAAGCUUCUCAAAAUGUUCUCUUGAACCUUCCAAUCUACUCCUUCCCUGAGCCUUCUGCCCUAGGCCUUUCCUAUUAUUAAUUGCGGUGCUUUUGUGUGGCAAAACAUGAUUGCUGCUGCUGUUGAUGUAUGAAAAGUCAUGCGUCAUUUUAAUGCGCUGGAAUGACAGUUUCCUCUAUAUAUUCUCAUGAGGGCUUUUCCAAUCCCUCUUUAGAGGGCAGAAGCUGCUUCAAUCUCCUCUUACGGCAAAGAAUCCUCUGCAUCAUCGACCGACCUGUUUGGUUUGAAUCAAAUACCCUUUUAAUGCCAUCUAUUGUCAUGGAUGGACACCUUCCCAUUUGAUCUGUGAAUUGUUUUUAAUUCUGAAACCCAUUUUGAAAUUUAUCUGUGUUUGCAGAAUGUUUGUGUGGAUCAAAAGCUGUUUGACUAAUCAAAAUAUAAAUACAGUAAGAUUUAUGCGAAUUACAGUUAAGUGAUUCUUAUUCCUCGAAAUUCGAUAUAAGAAUCCUUGUUUUUGUAAGGAUGAAGAGACCUAGGCUUUCUAAGCAUUUGGAAUUUAAGACAAAAGCAUCUAGAUUCGACUGCUGAGUGCGUGGUUAUCGGAAAAUUCAUGUCCUCCGGAUAUUUCGUAAACUCUUGCAGCAUAUCUCAACCAGCUUUGUGAAAUCUUUCACCAAAUUGCCCGAAAACGCUGAGCAAUUUUCUCAUUAAACUCAAGGGUACUCUUUAGUUCUUCUUUGAUUAUUCCAGUUACAUUCAGAUUAUGACGACACUACUGUCUGGCUGUUUGUUGUUAUUGUUGUUGUUGCGUUUGUAUUAGUUGUUGUUGUUGUUGUUGUUGUCGCUGGACAUUAAAAGCAACCCUGCUUAAGUGAAAACCCACAUAAAUGAACCUGUGUUUACUGAAGGGGCUGAAAUGGUUCCUACACGUUGACGCAGUGGUUCGUAUAUUAAAGGUUCAUGCAGAAUGGUUUCAGUUCGUCUCACUGUUUCCUACUUCGCUACUUCGUGUUUAGUUUUAUUGCUCUGCUCUGAGGAUCAUAAUCUGCAGCUUAUUUUACUGGUUUUCACACAACUUCAUUUAUGACGUCCGAGUUUAACAUUUUAAUGAUAACAUUAUAGGGGUUAUGAUGAUUAUUAUUUAUUUUGUGGUUCAAAGUUUCCCUCUUCGGGCUACGUUUCAGGCUGUGUUUGCAGCGCAGUCUUCUGGCUCCCACGGAUGAAGCCACUGCGUUGUUGACUAGAACAGAUACCAUAGAUAAUUUGUCAGCUGCUAAAACAAAACAAGAUUCUCUCCAGUUAAGCGAUCAUUAUUUUACCACCUGUUCUCUUGUUAACCAUGAAAGUAAACACAUUUUAGUUUUAUUGCACAUUAACCCAUCAUAAUAAAACGUUCAUUUCGAGAUAAUUUGCAUGUUUGCUGAUGUAAGUGCAUGUCCAUCACUUAGGUUCGCUAAUGCUUUCCAUUUGAGAUUUUCUGCCAGUUUCUUCGCCUCAUCCUGAUAAUGGUGUCAACACUCAGUUCCUUAGUUUAUUCUAAUUUGUACUUAAUAUUUAAUAUUUAAUACUUAAUAUUUGAACGAGUACCCCUUCUUUCUUUCACCUCUAAAUGACUUUCCAUAUCACACCUGUGAUCAUAUCUGCACCCGGAUGGCUUUCAAAUAAACUUGUUUUUAUGAGAACCAGACAAGUUUUGCUGUGGCUCGAUGUUUUUUGGAUAAUUGAAGCUCUGCUUCUCUUAUUGUUGGUUUUAUGUGAACAUGUUUCUACAGCAGCAUACUAUAAAUUGUCUCUAAAAACAGUUUUGCAAGGCAUUUUUAGUUGCACCGUUAAUUUGCUUAUAAUAUCUGCUCUUUUCGUUAACUUGAGAGAAAAUUUCCAAAAAUGUAUUGUUGUUUCCCAAUUUUUCAUCCAGGACUGGACGCGUUCCUAUGGUAUUCUUAUCUUUUGGACAAAUCGAGCCUUACUGCUCUUAUAAAUUGUGUUCUUAUAAGAAAAGAGUGGAACAGCCUUUGCGUGUUUGUAAAAGACUUUUGUUGAAUCAGAUGUCUAUAAUCUUAUGAAAUCUAAUUCUCAGGUCUUUCCCACAUUUGCUUGCUCGCCAGUUUCUGUUCUCACUCCGUAUUUCAGUGUAUCGCUUCUAUGAAGAUUUCCUAAGACGAGUGUGGUGCUUAUUUAGAUAUGUUAAUAAGAUAGUUUACCCCUUGUCUGGCCUGCGUUGUUGACAUAUAUGUGAUUAGGCUGGUAUUAUAGAGACCUCUUUAGUGGAGAAUAUUCGCUGGUUGUUGUAUUAUUCUUCAACUUGCUCAGGGUGAUCGAGUAAAUAGUGCCAGGGUAAUGGCAUUCGUUGUCUUUGUCACACCAGCAACAUCUUUAUGUUUAACUGCAGUCAUUGCCAAACAGUGCACGAUAAUUAAAUCCUGUCUCGAUGAGAAACUGAUGUUUCAUAAAUUAUUUUGAUUGUGUUAACAGCAAACAGGAGCUUAAGCAUGGACUGGCUUUUGAAUAUUUCCGAGCAUCAGCUUGUCAAAGUAUUUAAGGGAAAGGUGCCAAAGAAGAUGGAGAAGUAACGAUAAUUGUUUAAAGGGAUAUCUGAUUGAUUUACCAAAAUGCUAUAAAUUAUCCAUGAACUAAUGCAGUGCCGUAUUAAUCAGGCAUAAGCCUUCUAGAAAUUGUAUUUUUUGUUAAAUGAAACUUUCAAAUUGAAAGCAACACAUUUGUUAACUGCAAAUAACAGGACGGGGAUCGACAAAUUAAUGAAAACAUCUUAAUCUUUUCGUACCAUCUGUUUUUUCUACAUUUGUGAACAUAAAAACUUAAUACUUUCGUUUUGUCUAAAUUUCGAAAGUAAACAUACAAACGUAUUUGGAAAGCCCAUGCUAAAGGCUUUAAAUCGCAAUGUUGCAUGUGCCUCAUUUUAGAAAGAUCUGAAAAACAUUUCAACCAGCUAGUUAAAAUGUCCGAGAGUUCCUACAAACGACAACAAUAUUCCUGUAAGUUGAAGAUAACACCACAAGGUGAUGUCAACUUGUGCGUGGUUUUUCGAGCCAAAAUCAAGUUUAUGCUUGUAGCAGCAUUCAACAAGUAUAGAACCAAGAGACUAUCCUUUCACAACAACAGUAACCUGUUAAUGCUUGGCGUGCCUAAAUCGAGAUUCAGAUCAUGCAAAUGCGCUGGCUUUGCUAGAAAUCUUUUUCGGGGGUCUGGCUGCAUUAAAGAAAGAAUAGCAGUGCAUUUUCCAAAAAGUGAAAUUAUUUUCUAAGUUAAACAACAGUCUUCCGUAUUCCUACCUACAUUUUUAAUAGCUGUAAACUAUCACUGGCCAAUGCACAAGCACCGCAAAGCAUACUACAGAAUGAAGGGGCUAAAACCAUCUGGAAGGGCUAAACAUGCUGAAAACCAAGAGCAAGGUGACUUUUUGUAUGGUUUUAAGUAAAUUUUGGAAAUUAUUGGGGGUUCUAAAGCCCCUUCAGCACCCCCACCCCCGGUUCCGCGG
Molecule: messenger RNA, 12093 nt
Organism: Rhopilema esculentum
Lineage: Eukaryota; Metazoa; Cnidaria; Scyphozoa; Rhizostomeae; Rhizostomatidae
Source: RefSeq, a predicted model, not a curated record